AUGAGAGCUACUGACCCAGAGGCUGCCAAGGGUCACAACAAGACGUCGAACUUUUGCAGCGCUCAUAUCACAAGCCUUCCAGAUGAUUACCUGCACCGGCCGGCCGACAAGAUCUUGCAAGCGGCAGCCGCUCAGCAUGGCGACAGACUCAAGACUGCUUUUUUCUGCCCGUCAGACAUCUAUGGGCAGGGAAGGGGGCCUGGCAACAUCCGCAGCCUGCUCAUACCAGAGAUAUGCGAGAACAUCAUCGAGCUGGGAUAUUCCUUCUACGCGCUGACGGGCGCGAAUCGGAAGUCCUGGAUCCAUGUCGACGAUGUUGCUAACGUAUACUUUAAACUUGUGGAAGCUGCUGUCGAAGGGGAGGAAAUGCAGUGUGGGAGAAGGAGAUACUACUUCGUCACCAGCCAAGAACUGUCACAGCUCGAUCUGGCCCGGGAGACUGGCAGGAUCCUCUACACACAUGGCCUUAUUCCUACUAGCGAGCCGAAGAGUUUGUCUAUCGAGACUGUGAGAGAGAUGCGAGAUGGCUCAAGUUGGGAGCCGAUGGGAGUGUAUACCUGGGCCUGUAUUACACUUGUGCGUGCAGAUCGGGCGAGAUCUCUCUUGGGUUAUGUGCCAAGUGCCCCUAGUGUGCAGAGCACCUUAGAGGGUGAUCUUCUAGAUGCUGUCGAGCAUGUGAAGAAGAUUGGGCCAACGUAUUGUCCAGGUCUCCGACUUUAG
Molecule: messenger RNA, 720 nt
Organism: Penicillium macrosclerotiorum
Lineage: Eukaryota; Fungi; Ascomycota; Eurotiomycetes; Eurotiales; Aspergillaceae
Product: nucleoside-diphosphate-sugar epimerase
Exons: 2
Coding region: 1-720 (239 amino acids)
Source: RefSeq, a predicted model, not a curated record